This is a messenger RNA of Fusarium odoratissimum NRRL 54006, 2205 nucleotides long. RefSeq lists its product as uncharacterized. Bases 1 to 2205 code for a protein of 734 amino acids. Gene Ontology annotation, cellular component: microtubule; cytoplasm; membrane. Gene Ontology annotation, molecular function: GTPase activity; microtubule binding; GTP binding. The transcript has 4 exons. Lineage: Eukaryota; Fungi; Ascomycota; Sordariomycetes; Hypocreales; Nectriaceae. The record is from RefSeq and is a predicted model, not a curated record.
AUGUCUACCUUGAAGGUAGCCGAGUCCGAAAGAGGGCUUGGCAAUCGAAACCUUCUAGACAAGGUGGACAAGUUGAGAAAGCUUGGGGUCUCCGGUGUGGUAUCGCUCCCUCAGAUGGUUGUCGUUGGUGACCAAAGUGCUGGAAAGUCCAGUGUUCUCGAGUCUCUCACCGGCUUUCAUUUCCCUCGCUCAGUGACUCUCUGCACUCGCCAUGCAACAGAAAUCAUCUGUCGCCGUGAGGAAACUGAGAGCAUCGUUGUCUCUAUCCACGCUGUCGAUGCGGAUGAAGAGCAAGCAAAGUCCUUUCGUCGCACCGCGACCAACCUCGGUGCCGACGAAUUUGCCCAGAUCUUCCAGGACGCUGCCAAGGUGAUGGGCAUCAAGUCAGAGUCUAUCGAUGGCUCCAAUGGCUCUGCCUUCAGUCGCGAUGUCCUACGUGUCGAGAUCAGUGGCCCAAACGAAGACCACUUGACUGUCAUUGAUGUCCCCGGCAUGUUCGAGAACCCCACCCUCGGCAUCACCACCAAAGGAGAUAUCGAACUCGUGAAGAACAUGGUGAAGAAUUACAUCAAGGGACCUCGCACCAUUAUCCUCGCCGUUGCUCCUUGCAAUGUCGAUGUUGCCAACCAGAAGAUUCUCACCUACGCCAAAGAAGUUGACCCUGAAGGCAAGCGAACUCUCGGUGUUCUCACCAAGCCUGACUUGGCUACUGAAAAUGCUACGCAGGCUGCUAUUGUUGACCUCGUCACUGGCAAGGGUCGCGAACCUCAGCUUGGCUACUGUAUCGCCAAGAACCGGGGAGCGGAUGACACUUCAUCCAGCGCUGAGGAGCGCGACCGUGCCGAGGCUGAUUUCUUCUCCAAAGCUCCAUGGACUAACAUCCCUCCUGACCGCCUGGGCGUUCGGGCGCUCAAGGCCCGUCUCAGACAUCUCCAAGGAGACCUUAUGAGAAGCGAGUUCCCCAAGGUCCGCGCCGAGAUGACCACAAGACAGAAAGAGUUUGAAGGUCUGCUUGAAAGCAUGGGAGAGUCAAGAUUGACCGAGGCACAGCAGCGUAUCUUCAUUGGCAAAGUAGCUGAGAAGUUUGCCCUCAUCAAGGGGUACGCCCUCGACGCUUAUUACACACGCCAUCGGAUCUUCGAGAAUGAGGAUCUGAAGCUCAUCACCCGUAUCCGUGAAAUUAACGAGGCGUUUGGAAAGGUCAUCUAUGACAAGGGACAUACCCGGCAUUUCUCUAAACCUCAGACAGUCAACGGUCAGGGGUUCCAGUCGGAGGAGGAAGAAGACGAUGAUGAGGAAGAUGCAGAGUCCUCUGUCACUGAGAGAGAGGAUCUAUAUGCAACCACUACCUGCUCCAUUCCCCUAUUGGGAGAGGACGAUUUGGCAGAUAUCCUCUCCGACAGUUACUGGUGUCCGGAUCCCAGUGAGGAAGAUAUCCUCACCUACAUUGAGAUCGAGUACAUGAACUCUCGAGGCUACGAGAUUGGAACCUUUAACAGCGAAUUGCUGCCCACAACCUUCAAGGAGCAGAGCAAAAAAUGGCGUCCUAUGGCUCGAGCUCACGUCUCCAACGCCAUAUUGAUCGUCCAUCAUUUCAUCACCACUGUUCUGGAAUUCUGCUGUCCUGAUGACUCUAUCCGUACCGAGCUGUGGUCAUUCUUGCUCGAGGAUCUUCAGGAACGCUACCGCCGCGCCGUCAAACACGUCGAGUUCCUUCUUGAGGUCGAAUUCGAGGGGAAAAGCAUCACAUACGAUCCUGAGUUCAACGAGUCUCUCAGCCGUCUCAAACUCCGUCAUACAGAAGGUCUCGCCAAGGAAGUUGAAAAGUCUGUCAGAAAUGCCAUGACCAGGGCCACGUCGGAUGCGGUAGCUGCUUCUGAGGUUCGGCAGUUGGUUGAAAAGCGGCUCAACAAGGAGACUACUCUCCAUAGCACUCGUCGGGACAUCCACAAUGUCCUUCUGACCUUCUACAAGAAUGCCCGUACCCGUUUUGUCGAUGUGGUUUGCCAGCAAGUCAUCGACCAUUUCCUUCUGCACGCUUCCAACGGCCCUCUUUCUGUGUUGUCUCAGGAUCUGGCGCUUCGCAUGACAGCUGAUGAGCUGGAGACCAUUGCUGGUGAGGACAUCCUCAGCAAGGACCGACGUGAGAAGUUGGUCCGCGAUAUUUCCAACUUGAAGGAGGGACUCAAGAUUCUCCGAGGCUGA